This is a messenger RNA of Paramuricea clavata, 5091 nucleotides long. The record is from the annotation of a GenBank genome assembly. Lineage: Eukaryota; Metazoa; Cnidaria; Anthozoa; Malacalcyonacea; Plexauridae.
UAUCUAGUGAAAUGCUCAAAAACCAGUAAUUAUAUACCCCAGGAAAGUUUACUUAUAUAUAAUUAGAAAAUGCCCUGAAGAGUAUUCUGCGCGUAGCUGGUGGUUUUAAGGAGUUGGAGUUGAGACCGCGAAAAGCGAAAAAUUAGGGAGGCUGCCCGCGCUUCAAUCCCUAAAAAUGUGCAAGAGAGAAUCGUUUCAUGACCAAGUUUAUAAGACUUUCCGUAAAGCACAGAAACUACUCAUGAUUCAAUAGCGCCAUAAACGCGGUAAUCACUAUUCAUUAAAUAGGUUUUCAACCUAGUAUCGAUAAGAGUAUAUAAAUUUAGCUUGAUCUGGUUUUCUGAUAAAAGCGAAAGCAUUAUUUCGUAAUCCAGUGCAAAAAUCCAUAGGAUUACGUGUUUCUAUUGAUGUUGAUGUAUAUACGUACAUAGUCUUAGAUAGAAUAUUAGUACAGUAAUGCGUGACUUUUGACGCAUAAAUUGCGUCAGAGAAUUAAUGUGUUCGCUUUCAGGUGCAAAAAUUAAGUGUGUAAGAAUAAAACCGUCGAGAAGUGGUCUUUAUAAAAGAUGACGCUUUCUUUAUUACAUUAUGUUAAUUAUUGUGUUAAACAGUUUUUUAAUUAGUUUCACGAUCGAUGAUUAAGAUUAUGCUAAAUAUUCACGCAUUCUCAUUAUGUAAUAUAUAUUUUUAUUAAUGAAAAUAUAAAAAUAAAAAAUUGUAUUCAUCUCACUGAAAUAACAUGUAAUAUUGCUCACUAUAACCCAGCCCGGCUUUGGGUAAGGUUUUAUACUAUACGUUUUCAAUAAAGAUGACAGGGGAGUCAUACGUUUGAAGUAUGUAUGCAAAUACAUUACAUUACACUACGCUCAAUUUUUGAUACCGGUACCACUUUUUGGUUAUAGGUAGUCCAAGAACCACUGAAAAGUGGUACGGGUACCAAUUUUAUCCGUGCCGUACCAAAAAUUGAGCGUAGUGUAAACGGGGCUUUAAACUCCCUAUAUUAUUGUGCUAGUGGUGAUUUAGAACACAGAAACAUGCAAGCCUGAUAUACUCAGGUUAUAAACUUUUCUCCCAGAAAUCCAGUAAUGGUCAUCCUCUUAUUAGGAGGUUCAAACUUCUGCUACCACUAUACUAUUACCUCUCACUGGCUUAGCCGCAUUUUGAUUGGUUAAUUGGAUAUAACAAACGCAUCUGAUUGGUUAUUGGUUAAUGUUAUUGGUAGCAAUCAUCUUCACUAAGGGACGGACCAUUAGAAAAGUGAUGGGGGGGGGGGGAUUUUCUAAGACUAGGCAAUACAUUUUUUUCUUGUACACCUAUAGAAGAAAUUUUUUUUUUCUCACUUGAUGACUGGAAAUUUUUUUUUUGAAGUGAAAUUUAUAGGCUUAUCUUUCAAGCUAGGAAUUUUCUUUUUGCCCUAUGCCUGGGAAGGUUUUUAUUUUUCCUGAUUGUUUUUUCUGGGAAUAUUUUUUUUUUUGGUUUUGCCCUAACCCCCUCCCCCCCCCAUCACUUUUCUAAUGGUCCGUCCCUAAACAAACUUUUAAACUGUUUUGUAAAGAGGUUCAGUACAAGCAUGGAUUGUAAAAUGUAUUUUAUUAUCCAUGGUACAAGUGCCGUCUCCUUUUGCCUGAGGAGAAAUUUUUUGACUUUGUGUUUCGUGGCGAAUACAUGUAAUACACGACCCUAUUGUGUGGUACGAUAUAAAUUCAUCUAUUGAGCAAUGAGUCACUCGACGUUUAGCUUUGCCGCAUAUAGUGGGAGUCGCCAUUGAUUUAUCUCAUGACAGACUUAUCUCAUGACAUCGCCCGUCAUUUCCAAUACCCUGUGUAAUUAAAGGGGAGAUGACAACCAUUAUAUGGCCACGCGGCAUCCCGUCCCCUUGCGAUAAUAACUGUUCUAGAUAAGUAUGGAGUCACUUGACUUUAUGCCACAUAUGUUGUGGUAUAGUUUAUCUCCUAAACUGUAUAAGAUAAGACAUUUUCCGGACAUGAAAUUUACAACAGCAUGUACUAAGUAAUCUUCUCAAUCUAAGCUUAUCUCAAUACUCGUGCAAUAGCUUACACAACAAUCAACGGUGCUCGCGUUGCAUCGCAUUAUAUGCAAAUUCUUUUCCGGCUGUAUUUCCUCACAAUAUAUAGCUUCCGGCGUAUUAUUGAAAAGCCGCGAUUGUCUUCAUUACAUUUUUGACCUGCAUGCGCACUGCCGCCAGCUAUGUACAUUUUACUAUAAUUUUAUGAAAUAUUACUUCUGUAACAUGUGUGUCACUAUUGAACAAUCUAUUACCUAACGCUCUUUCACUCUCUGAAACAAAUUACAACAUAUUUUUUGCGUAUACAUAUGCGAUAACAAAAUACUUUGCCCCUGUAUAGCCGCGUGCCAAAAAGGUCAAGUAUGGUUAGCAUUUCAAGCUUUUAUAAACUACAUACAAAGCGGUAGUAUAGGCUUCCUUCUUCUGACGAGUUUAAAAGGAAGUGCUAAGGUUACGUGCAUAUACUUACAUUUGCAAUCAAAUUUUUUUUCAUUCUGAUAACUGCAGAUUGACGACCAUUUCACCUGUAAAAAAGACGUUUCCAAACAAUUUUAUGAUUGUUUUAUUUAUUUAUUUUAUUUAUAUUUUAUAUUUUUUCGCCCAUACAUACAAAAUAAAAUAUGAAAUAUAGGAUUACAGAAAUAGUGCUAGAGGUCUACUAUAGAAACCAAACAAAGGCUUUUGAUUACGACCUCAUGCAAGUAUUUACAAUCAGUAUUUACAUUGAUGAUCAGAACUUAAGAUAAGAGUAACAGAAAAAAAGAUGAAUUUGAAGAAUUUUUAUAAUAUUUCAAAUAAUGACAACGAUACAUAUAUGUUUCAUAAAAUUUAUGUUUCCGAAUAAUAUCGGAUUUUAAAUUUUGUAUAAGUCAGUAUUUAACUCGUUGCAGAUAUUUACACCUUUAUUGUAAAGUGAAUGUUUAACAAGAUUAGUUCUUGAGUAUGAUUUAUGAAGUUUGGUUGCGUUUCUUGUAUUGUCCAGAAACCAUGACCAGAAAAAAAAAGAAAAUUGAAAAAAAAAAAUCAACAGUCAGUCUCAACCAUGCGUCUUGUGUCACCAUAUAUUGUAUAUUCUCAAGAUGUCUGGUCUUUUCGGAAUUUGUUUUUUGGUUUACUUUCUUGUAUUGUGUUCAUGUAUUUUGUUGUUUAUAGAAUAUAGUAACAUAGUAAUUGUGAGUUUUCUGCGCCGUUUUCAAAUUCACACGUUUUGCAGUGUCAAUGUGGUCCAAUUCAAACCCACAAAUGAGGCAUACUCUUCGCAAUGAUAUGCAUGUGCAAUACACUCAAUACAGUGCGAUAUGGAUGGUAAAAAAAUUCAGUGUUGAUAUAUUAUGACACAGUGUCCAUUUUUUAAAUGGUAAAGUUUCUUUUGUACUAAGGAUCCCUAUUACGCUGCCGUGUGUUGUGAUGAACUACCUGAAUACGCCUCCACGUUUCAAAAGUCAUAUAAAUGUAUUAGCUCAGCAUUUAAAAGUUGACUGUACUUUGAGCACAUUUCAUGAGCUGCGUCACUAUCGCUUUCAUUUCUCUGAGCCGGUUAGCAGCGGGUGUUUUCCUGCACUAAGCACAUACAAGGAUAUCAAGUUACGCUGUCAAGAAGCUUAAAUAUCUGCAGCGCGAUUGCACAGACGAAACCUCUCCAAAUCAUCUCGCUUCACACGAGCAAAAGACGUGGACAUAGGAAUGUGAGGCACGAAACCGGGUUUUAAGCUUGUCUACCUUCUACUAGAAUCACAGAUUCGUAUGGUUGUAUUCGAAAUAUUAGUCCCGUGCGUAUACGAGAUUUAAUGGCAACGAUUAGACAUACAAGUUAUGGCAUAUAUGCGUUCACACGCUAUCAUAAAGAUUUGUACUUAGGAAACCAGUAUUAGAUACCUUAGCGGUGGAUCAACGUAUUUAUAUUACCAAAGAUUAUACAAAAAUUUUCAAUGGUAUGGUUCUAUUACUAAUGGAUCACAAAUACUGAACGAAAUCAGGGGAUACGUGCAGAUAAAAUACAGCAAGACAGAUUGUAAAUACAAAAGUCGAUACCCUGUUGGGUUAUAUAACAAACGAGGACGACACAUGAAGCGAUUUUUCACAAGGCACAUGUCUCUAAGACGACGUGCCCAUUAUACGUUGCUGAGUUGUAGUGACUCGCAAUUGAAUAGAACGUUAAAAAACGACACGAAAGGGGACAUUUGCGGUAGUCCAGAGGACGUGGACACCGCACAGAAUGUUUCGCAACCAAGGAGACGUUGGUAUAAGCUGUCGCGGCGUAAAAAACGUCGCGAAAGCGAGACAACUUUAGUGCGCGAUGAGGAAGGCGCUAUGCUUUCUAGCCAAGCGCACGAGGAUCUCGAGAUAGCCGUUGAGGCUUCACCUUGCCACUAUGAAGACACUUAUACUGGUCACGCUACCUUGACACGAAGUGUAAGUGCUUCGAUGCUGGACGUGCGGAAUGCUGGCAUUGAUGGCGAGCAUUGUGCUCAAGUAAACAGAACAGUAAUACCUGUACAUGAACAUUUUGUUCAGAUGCACACGGCUAACAGGUCGGGAUUAAAGCCCGAGCAUCUGGGAAAACGUCGCUUUGCUAUAUGCGAGGAACUGGAACGUGAUAUUAUUAUGGAUAAUGGUGUGAACUUGAGAAAAAGCCGAAAGAAUUUGGUCAUCAGGCAAGUUCUACACGACUUACUGUUGCUGUAGCGAGGUAAAGUGUGCGGGAUGCCAUGAAGUUAUAACUUGCGCACGUCAGCCCGUGCGCGCAUAAAAUUCUAAUCACGGAUAUUGCGCGAUUACCGCCAAGGUGUGUAUUUAUCACAGUAUUAUGCUCUGAGCGCUUUUUAACGACGAUUUUUAAUGCAGUAUUGAGCAUGGGUAUAAAAUAUGUCCACAUUCCUCGUAGCCUAACGAGCAUAUUCGUACAUUCUAUCAUCAUGCCUUACAUAAAGGCGGGAGCGAGCUAUAUUAAAAGCAAAAGGAACAUGUAUAUAUUAUUGUACAUUGUACAUAAAUCCGUCCUUACACAAUAAACAUAAUUUUGAAGUCUGGUAAAGUGGCUGCCAUUGGUUUCCUGUUUGCUUUUA